AUGAUAUUUUUAAAAAGUGUUAAGAAGGAAUAUCCUUGCCUUGCACCUAAUCCUGUAACUUGGUCUCUUCAUCGUUGUUGCCAAGAUGGUUGGAUUGGUUUCCAAAAUAAUUGCUAUUAUUUUUCUAAACAAGAAGGAGAUUGGAAUUCAAGUAGAUAUAACUGUUCUAUUCAGCAUGCUGACCUAACUGUGAUUAAUACUAUAGAGGAAAUGAAUUUUCUUAGACAACACAAAUGCACUUCUGAUCAUUGGAUCGGGCUGCAUAUGACAGAAAGUCAAAUGGGAAAAUGGAUAAAUGGAAUCAUAUUUAACAACUGGUUUGAUGUGAGAGGGAAUGAAAAAUGUGCUUACCUCAGUGAUGAUGGUGCAGCAACAGCUAGAUGCUACACAGAAAGAAAAUGGAUUUGCAGGGGAAAAAAAGGCACAAGGAGAAACAAGGGAGGUUUCGCCCCCUGAGCCAUCUGAAAGAAUGUAACCCAG
Molecule: messenger RNA, 480 nt
Organism: Pteropus alecto (black flying fox)
Lineage: Eukaryota; Metazoa; Chordata; Mammalia; Chiroptera; Pteropodidae
Gene: CLEC2B
Product: C-type lectin domain family 2 member B
Exons: 5
Coding region: 1-456 (151 amino acids)
Cellular component (GO): external side of plasma membrane
Source: RefSeq, a predicted model, not a curated record